UAUUUUUAUACAUUUUUUCCAGGUCAAUCAUCAAAUCAAUUACAAUCAUAUCGAUGUCCAUUGGAUGAAAAUGUUCCGAAAAAGAAAUUGGUCUGUUUCUAUCGUGUUGAAGAUGAAUAUCGACCAUAUGAUCUGGAUCCAUGUCUUUGUACACAUAUUGUCUAUUCAUAUGUUGCUGUCAAAGAAAAUUUUGCUUUUAUUGCCGGUAAAAAAGGUGACCUAAAAUAUCUAUCGGCAUUACGGAAUAAAAAUCCAAUGGUCAAAAUUAUCGUAUCAUUACGGCCUACGGGCACAUCAUUUAAUUUGGAAGAUUCAAAAAACAUUACCUAUCCAUUGCCGGCAUCGAAUACAUUACGUCAUCGUUUCGCAAAACGUAUUCGUGAUUUUAUUAAUCGCCACAAUCUUGAUGGUGUUGAUAUUGAUUAUGAAUAUUUUAAAAUGGAAAACAAUUCCAAUAAUCAAAAACGUCAAUAUCUUAUAUCGAUUAUUCAGUCAAUAAGCGAAAGUCUUAAACAAAAUGAUGAUGAUAAUAAUAACAACAGAACCAUUCUAACAUUGACAACAUCACGUUAUCCAAAACAUUUAGCCGAUUAUUAUGAUUUUGCUGAAAUUAACAAAUAUGUUGAUUUCGUAAAUUUACCGGCUUUUAAUUUCGACCAAGAAGGCAAUACAUUGAUUCAUCCAGCUAAAUUACAUGGCAUGUCUGAAAUGGAAAAUAUGGAUGCAAUCGUUGAUCUAGCAUUAGCAUUAGGUAUGCCUUCCAAUCAAUUGGUGAUUGGUGUACCAACAUUCGGUACAUUAUAUCGUAUGGCAAAUCAAAGUCAAACGACGCCUGGAUCGAAAGCAAUCGGUUGGAUUACAAAUAAUCAACCAAUCACUACAAUUUCUCAUUCAAAGAUCUGUGAUGUUCGUGAUAAAGUUAAUUGGACAUUGGUACGUGAAAAAGAUCUAACAGCACCGUACAUUUAUAACAAUGAUAAAUGGAUUGGAUUCGAUGAUGAAAUUAGCAUCAAAUUAAAGGCUAAAUAUAUUGUACUAAGACGAGCUGCUGGUAUGGCAUUUUUUCAUCUGAAUGAUGAUGACUUUCAAAAUCAAUGUGGUCUUGGAUCAUAUCCAUUACUACGUAGUGCAUUGUCCGUAUUCAAUCAAGCUAAUGAUGAUAUCAAUGUCAAAAGUCAUCCAUUGGCUUUCUUCAAUACAAGUCAACAAUAUUUUCAAUCAUUUUUGGAUGUCGUACAAAAAUAUGGUAAUGUUGAACGAUCAACCGAUGAUGAUGAUCAAGAUGAUGCUGGUAAUGAGGUGAUAUUACCUUGUAAUCAUAAUGGUUACAUGAGACAUCCAGAAGACUGUACCAGGUUUUAUCGUUGUAUGAAACUUAAUAUGCGUGAUACCAGUGUACAGAAAUUACAUUAUAAUUGUCCACCUGGUCUGGUUUUUGAUGAAUAUUUCCAGAUCUGUAAUUGGCCAUCAUGGUCACCAACUUGUUUAGGUUCGGGUGAAAUUUCAUCAACAAUGCGUUCAAGUUUUGUUUGUACAAAAGCUGGUUUCUUUCAAGAUCCCGAGAAUUGUGAAUAUUUCCAUUAUUGUUCCGAUUUGGGUAAAACCUAUCUGCAAGCAUAUGAAUUUAAAUGUCCAUUUGAAUUGGGUUUCAACCAGGACACACUUCAAUGUAAUUGGAAAUGGAUGGUAAAAGGUUGUCAAUAUGUACCGCCGGAAGAAAGAAUUGUUAAAGAUUUACAUCAAAUUCUACCACAAGAUAUUGGUAGUGGUGCCAGUGGUGGUAAUGAGGAUCGAUUAGAUCAAAUUGAACCAGCAGCCAGUGAUAUAUCGGCAAUGAUUCAAGAGGUAUUGCGUGCACAACAACAUGCAAUAGCAGCUGAUGAUAAUGAUGAUGAACAAUUUAUGGAUGAUUUCGAAGAACGUUCCGAUCAUGAUGAUGAUCGAAUUGCAGCACAACAUGAUCAGAUACCAAUUACAUUACCGGAUUCUAAAGAUCAAUCAGAAUCAUCAUCUAAAUCGAAACGAUUUUCCUAUCUAAAUUUAUCGAAAAUUGAUGAAAUCUAUAAACGAAAUCCAUCAUAUAUGGCAAGAUUACAAGCCAUUACAGCAUAUUUUUCAUCAUUAAUGUCUAAAUUACGAUAUUCAUUUUGGAAUCCAGCCACUACUAAUAUUAAUAAACAAUCGAUUAAAUCACGAGCCGAUCAUCUUGAUCAACAACAAACGAAUAAUAAAUGGCUAAAGAAUCCAUUCAAUCGUAUGAUACCCAAGUUUCCAAAAUCAUUGAAAAAAACUAAACCAGAUGAUGGAAAUGAUAGAAAACGAAAAUCAUUAUCAACAGAAACGAUGAAGGUGAUGACGACGACAACAACUACACAACGUCCAACAAGACAUAAGAAAAGUGUUUUCAAUAAAGUACCACGAUUACCGAAAUUUUCUAAACGAAAACGAACAUCGGAUAAAUCAUCGUCGUCAUCAGCUCAGCAACAGAAUCAGAAAACAAUGAAAAAAACUGGUCAACAUUCUAAUAAAAAUUAUCAUCCAUCCACCUAUAGUCAAUUGAAUAUCAAUCAACAAAUGCUACCAAUGUUUAUGGCUGAAGAAAGUAUUCAUAUGCCACAAUUUGUUCAACCACCACAAAUGCAUCAUUUUGAUAAUCAUCAUCAAUCAUUAGCAACAAAUUCUUAUCGUGGUCCAUCAUCCAAUGUUAAUCCAUCAUCAUCAUUUACAAUGAUGCAUCCGGCUGAAUCAAUAAUCAAACCAGUUUCUGUUCCUUUAUCAUCAUCAUCAUCGAAUACAGUGGCCAAUCAAUUUAAUAAAUUAAAUCAAUUUCAUCAGGCCAAUUUACUUAAUGAUUAUCAAGUAGCUAGUAGUUCAUUUUCAAUGAAUUCUUUUGCCGAACCACCGCCGAAAAAGUCAAUGAAUAAUUUUAAUCAUAAUCAAAAUCUUGAUGCACAUCAAUCAGCACCAGUCGUGAUGAUUGCUGCCGAUAAUGGUGGUGGAACAAAACCACAAUUAUAUCAUAAUUCAUAUGGCCUGCCAUCGGUUAAUAUCCGUUAUUCAUAUCUUAAUAAUGAACAAUUACAAGCAAAAGCUGCAAAUUUACAGAAACCAACAGUAGCAAGAGCACCAUUACCACCGCCAUCACUACCGCUCUCAAUACAGCCUGCGUUAUCACCUGGUGGUGUUCCAGUGAAAAUUGAAGCGACAAAAAUUAAUUUUCCCGAACAUAUUCUUAGUGAAGAAGAAUUAAAUAGUGCCGAUUUGCAAUUGGAACAAUUUCUUCGUACAAAAUUUAUAUCAACAUUACCAUUUAAUAAUAAACAAUUAUUAGCACUGCCAGAAUCCUCGUUGCCACCACAAUUACAGCGGCCAAAACCACUGCAAACUACACAUGCACCACAACUACGACAAUUAUCAACAAAGCCACAAUCACAACCUUUAAAUCAUUAUCAGCAUCAUCAUCAAUUACUUGUACCACAACAUAAUCAACAAUCAAUAGUCAAUAGUGCUGUUACCGGUCUACCGGUUACGUUAACCACAGCAAAACAAUCGAAUCUAAAUUCUGUAUUGAAUCGUCAUGUUAUCAAUUAUCAUCAACUACAACAACCACCGCAGCCACAACAACAACAAUUCCAUUAUACAUCAACACCAACGACAUCGAAACCAAAUCAGAUGAAUAAAUUUUCCAGUUUCAUUACCUCAACGGAUUGGUUCAAUAAUGAACGGCAGAAAUUUUUCGAACAAAAUCGGGCAUUACAAUUACAGAAACAACAACAACAACUUCAACAGACAAGAACAACACCAACAACAACGACAACGACGACUACAACACCACGUCCAACAAUUCCAACGACAAGGAAACCGAAAGUUAUUGCACAACCACAAUCAUUUAGACCAAUCAUCUCGGUGCCAUUACCGACAUCGAAAACACCGGUAAAUUAUAAAUUAACACCAAUUACUGAUAAUGUUUUUGAAUUGAAUAAUAAACAGCAACAUCAUCAUCAAUAUCAACCAUCAAAACCAAAUCGAUCAUCAUCACCAAGGCCAAAGAUUUCGAAACCUAUAACUACAACAACAACUUUGGCAUCAUCAUCAUAUCAUGAUAGUUAUGAUCCACAUAUGAUAAAUCGCCCAAUCGAAUUGGUUCGUAGUACAUCGAAACCACAAAUAAAAUAUGAUUCAUAUGAAUGGACAACACCAUCAAGUUUAAAAGAUAAUAAAAUGCAUGUAGAUUUCAAUUUAAUGUCAGCAAAAGAUAUUGAUGAUGAAAUUAAUAGUAAAAAACAUUUUUUCAAAGAUGAUCAUUCACAAGGAUCAUCAUCAUCAGCAUUUCGACCAUUAGAUCGACCAAUACAGGAUUAUAAUCGUCAUAAUAAUUUUUUCCCACCAAUCGGUGAUGUAUUCGAAAAUUAUGCUGCAACAUCCGAACAACCAAAAGCAUCGACACAAUCAUUUGUUCAUCAACCACCGCCAUCAUCAUCAUCAUCAUCAUCGCCAUCGACUACGACGACAAAAUCAAUGUAUACGACAAGCUAUGAUGAUCAUACAACACCUGUACCGUGGUUAUCAACACAUCAAACAUUCAAUACAAAUCCAUCAUUACAGCUAUUAGCAAAUGCUGCAAACAUCAACGAUACAAAUGAAUAUAUAAUGUUAAUGUUGAAUAAAGCAGCUGGAAAUGAUCCAAAUUUAGAAAGUUUAUCUCAGCUAUUGCAGCAUACGAAAAAUAUUGGAAAAUUUUAUAAUGUUGAAAGUGAUGGUAAUGCUCAAACCAUAUUGGCACUACUGCCUGAUAAACCAAACCAUCGUCGACCAUUUGUUUAUAAAGGUGAAAAUUCAUUGCUUAGAAAUCUCAGCCUCUAUAAUGGUUUGUUAGAUCCGAAUCUUUUGCCACCAACUGGUGAUCAGAUUCUUCAGAAAUUGGACAUAUCGAAACCAGAUUCCGAUGUGUUACAAGCAAUUUUUGAUAAAGUUAAAGAUGAAUUACAUGGAACCGAGAAAUUGAUUCCAUAUGAAAUUGAUGGUAUUGAUUAUUCUGGUGGUAGUGGUGGUGGCGGCGUUUCAAUGCAUCAAGCAAGACGCAUUCCACAAGGUACAAGUGGUGGAUCAUCGUCAGUUGCCGAUCGUUAUAAUGAUGUUUCAAGAAAUAUUUCACCAUUUACCAAAGCAUUUACAAUACGAACAACAACGACUACGACGACGACAACUACAUCAAGUACAACCACGUCUCCACCUACAACGACAACAACAGCAACAUUACCAACAAUUAGUCCAACAAGACAAUCAUGGCCAUCACUGGAUCCAUAUGAUGAUAAUAACCGAAUAAUUGUACCAAAUUAUCCAGCACCAAGAAUGCCGACUAAUCGAAGUUCCAAUGUUUGGUAUCAGGAUGUACCACGUUUAAUUGAUAAUAAUUUUGCUGAUAUUAACGGUGCUUAUCCAGAUCAUGAUGAUGACCAACCUGUUGUUGUUGGUGGCUAUACGACCGAAGAAUCACGAACACGUAGCAGUAUUCCAACUACGACAACAACAACAACUGCAGCUUAUACACAACCACCAUCAACGACAACAACAUCGACAACUACAACUGAAUCAACAAUUCAAUAUAAUCCAACUACACAGAAAUCAUCAUAUCCAUAUCGAAGACCGGGUGGUGAUCAACAUCGUGGUCGUCGACCAGAAUAUGGACAUAGACAACGUGGACAUCAAUUACAUCGACAGCCACAGCCACAAUUGGCUAAAACAACGAUAGUACCGUCUAUUGAUCAUCAUCAUCAUCAUCAACGACAACCAGAAAGUACAAGAUAUUCAAACCAUUUUGGACAAAAACUUCGUGUUGGCAACGGUGAUAAUGAUCCAACCGUUGAUGAUAUUAAUGAUUCAGAUAGAAAUGUUUUCUACGAAGAAGAAUUGCCAAAUUUUCAAGAUUUAAGAUAUCCUGAAAAUCAAAAUUAUCACCAUCAUCAUCAACGACAACGGUCAUCGACAACAUCGACGACGACUACUACGACAACAGCACGGCCAACAACUACAACACAAAUGACGACAACAUCAGCGACAACACAACAACCAAUAACAACGGAAUCAUUAAUCAAUUCAAUUGAAAAUACUUAUUAUCCAGAAUCAACGAUACAUAAUCUAAUGCCCGAUAAAUCCGGUAUUCCGGAAUCUGCAUGUACCCGGCCUGGUAUAUUCCAACAUCCAAAUGAUUGUAAUAAAUAUUAUGAAUGUUAUUGGGACAAACAUAUCAACAAAUUUACAUUACAUCCAUUUGAAUGUCCAGUAAAAUUGGCAUUUGAUUCACGUAUAAUUGGUUGUGCAUCACCUAAUGAUCCAACGGUGUGUGUGCAGUAUUAAAAUCGAUCAAUCAUCCCAAUGAUUUUUUUUUCUCAUUUAUUUUAUUCUCGGUGAGCCAUUGAUUUUUUU
Dermatophagoides farinae (American house dust mite) is the source of this 6426-nucleotide messenger RNA. The record is from RefSeq and is a predicted model, not a curated record. NCBI's taxonomy places the organism in Eukaryota, Metazoa, Arthropoda, Arachnida, Sarcoptiformes, Pyroglyphidae.